Molecule: messenger RNA, 1681 nt
Organism: Rhipicephalus microplus (southern cattle tick)
Lineage: Eukaryota; Metazoa; Arthropoda; Arachnida; Ixodida; Ixodidae
Product: UDP-glucose 4-epimerase
Biological process (GO): beta-D-galactose catabolic process via UDP-galactose, Leloir pathway
Cellular component (GO): cytosol
Molecular function (GO): UDP-glucose 4-epimerase activity
Source: RefSeq, a predicted model, not a curated record
GAGGCCACCAGUUGCGGACUGGAAAAGAGAGAAAAAGGAAGUUAGCUGCCCCGCUUCGUACACGACGGGAGGGUGUCGCUGGAGUAACUUGCGCGCGCUGCUGCGCUACCACUUCGAUCCAGCAUCGUUCGGAUUGGAUCAUUCGCCGCAGCCGUGCACCAACUUGACCACAACCACCCCCGUUGGAUUGUUACGACCUCGGUUCCGACGAGCCCAUUGCCAUCGGUAGCGUUCCUUCGAUCGGCACCACACCUGUCCCCGAGACCCAAGCGACAGAGACGCUCCUUUCAUCAGCGUCACCAACGGUGAACAAGAUGAGUGGCAAGACUGUGUUUGUGACGGGUGCGGCUGGCUUCAUCGGCAGUCACACGGUCAUCGAGCUACUGCGAGCAGGCUACAGGGUCAUUGGAAUCGACAACUUCGCAAAUGCUGUCCCAGGUGAGAAUGGACAAGCGGCCAGUCUGGAGCGGGCGCAAGAGCUGACGGGAAGGACUAUGACGUUUUACCAGUGUGACCUCCUCGAGAAAGCGUCCUUGGCAAAGAUAUUUGACAAGCACAAGAUCGACUUCGUCAUCCAUUUCGCCGCUAUGAAAGCUGUGGGCGAGUCCAUGCAGAAGCCGCUCUUCUACUACAAGAACAACAUUGUCAGCACCAUCAACCUGCUCGAGGUCAUGAAGGAGCAUGGAGUCUACAGCAUGGUGUUCAGCAGUUCUUGUGUGGUCUAUGGCAACCCACAGUACCUGCCUAUCGAUGAGGCACACCCAAUUGGCAAUGUUACAAAUGUGUAUGGAAGAACGAAGUAUGCCAUUGAGCAAAUGCUCGAAGACAUCUGCAAAGCUGAGAAGCAAUGGAACAUUAUAGCACUGCGCUACUUCAACCCUCUUGGUGCUCACCCCUCGGGAAAGAUUGGCGAGGAUCCCAUCAGAGCUUUCACCAACUUGAUGCCAGUCAUUGGAGAAGUUGCGCUUGGAAAGAGAACGGAACUGGCUGUUCUGGGCGGCGACUACGAUACCGAAGAUGGAACAAGUGUACGAGAUUUCAUACAUGUCAUGGAUCUUGCUACCGGGCAUGUAGCUGCCUUGGAGAGGUUGGAGCAGAAUCCCAGAUACAAGGUAUACAACCUAGGAACUGGCAAAGGGUACACUGUGCUACAGCUGAUUGAUGCCUUUGAGAAGGUCACGGGAAAGAAGAUUCCCUACAAGAUCCACGACCGUCGCCUGGGUGACAUACCAGCCAUUUGGGGCGACUGCAGCCUGGCAGAAAAGGAACUACAUUGGAAAGCACAGCAUGGCAUUGAGCGCAUGUGUGAGGACUUCUGGAGGUGGCUGACAAGCAAUCCUGCUGGGUAUCGUACAGACAACCCACACACAAACCUAAAAAUUAACACCACUGAUAUUGGGUGCGGAGACUCUGCACUGGCACCAGAGCUUGACUGUGACAAGUAGCAGCAAAGGAGCUCUAAGCCAGGAAGGGAGGCUUUCAGUAUUUAUACUAUCGCUGUGCAUUAUUUCAAUAGGUCUCAGCACAGUCAACAUCAAAUUUUUUAGACACCCCUAGGAACAGCAAACUUGGUCGUUGGCUGUGGUCACAAAUACAAGCCUGCAGGUCGGGUGGUUUUCAUGUUUGGGUCACAUGUAUUUUUAUUUUUCACUCUUAUUUUGCAAUAAAACUGAAAUUUACA